Mesorhabditis spiculigera is the source of this 372-nucleotide messenger RNA. The record is from the annotation of a GenBank genome assembly. Lineage: Eukaryota; Metazoa; Nematoda; Chromadorea; Rhabditida; Rhabditidae.
AUGGGCUGCGGAGUGGACGGUUGCCACUGCGACCACUACUCCCCCUAUUCGGGCCCUUCGUCGAUCGAAUUCCUCCAACAAAGUGCGGUGCCCUACGGUGAUUUGAUCAACGGAUCGGCAAAUGAGGUGCUGGUGAACACCAAGGCUCCGGAGACGGCCCCGCGGACGGAAAGCUCGGUGGCGAAAAACCCGCCUCUGAAGGGUGGCUUCUUCAACAAGUCCAAAAAGGCACAACAGAUUCCCGCCCAGCAACUACUGACUCCUCCCCUGACGCCAGUUGCCGCCACGCCGCUCGUGAGUGACAAGGAAAACAACAACGCAACUCCUGAUUCGAAGAAGAAGAAGCAAGACCAGGAGAAGAAGGCCAACCUG